AUGUUGCAUACUCCCGGGCCCCGGGCCCGACCUCGGGCCCGCUCGGGGCUGCGCGGUCGACGCGCUCCGUCGGACUCUGCCCAGUACGACCCGGCCGGUCCUGCUGGGCGCCCUGCCUCGGCCCUGCCCCGGCCCUGCCCCGGCGCUCGAGUCGAGGCCGCCUUGCCUUACCUCCGCCUCAGGCACCCUCGGCCGGCGUCCCCGCGCGGCGCGGCGUCCCCUGAGCGCGCCUUCUCAGGGCUCGUGGUUCGCGCAGCCCCAGCUGAGGGCCACGACGACCCUGCUCCUUGCUCUCCCUCCCUAUACGGAAGCACUUACUCUAAUGUUUACAGAUACAAGGAUUCAUUGAAAGAAGACCUUCAGACAGCAGAUCUUGUUAUUAGUCACGGAGGUGCAGGAAGCUGUUUGGAGAGUCUGGAAAAAAGAAAGCCGCUCACAGUGCUUAUAAAUGAAAAGUUGAUGAACAGUCAUCAGCUGGAAUUGGCAAAGCAGCUACACAAAGACGGCCAUCUCUUCUACUGUACCUGCGGCGCGCUUCCUGGGCUGUUACAGUCAAUGGACUUUUCAACACUGAAAUGUUUUCCUCCUGGCCGGCCAGAAAAAUUUUCUGCAUUUUUGGAUAAAGUUGUUGGAUUACAAAAAUAAACACUAAACUCUCCACACUUUAA
This is a messenger RNA of Kogia breviceps (pygmy sperm whale), 668 nucleotides long. RefSeq names its product UDP-N-acetylglucosamine transferase subunit ALG13-like. NCBI's taxonomy places the organism in Eukaryota, Metazoa, Chordata, Mammalia, Artiodactyla, Physeteridae. Gene Ontology annotation, biological process: dolichol-linked oligosaccharide biosynthetic process. The record is from RefSeq and is a predicted model, not a curated record.